UCACCUUAGUCUUGAGCAAAGGGAUAUAAUUUAGUCUUUAUAAAUAAACUAAGUACCUCGUAUGUCUUCGAUGUUUUCCUACGUGCGAACGUACCUAUUAAUGCUUAUUUACGUUUAUAUUAAAUAUAAUAUGGUGGAAAACUCCAAGUUACAACGAACCACGUGAUGGUAUGUCCCGCAAACAAUAUGUUUAAUGCAAUUAAAUAGCCCAGAAAUCAGUAAGUUGCAUAUGUUGUAAAUGCAAGGUAACAAGAUAGAUUUUUCUCUUCCCGCUUAUCCUCGCAAAUUGCGAUCACCUAUCAACUCUCGCCAGUCGUCUGCUCCGAAGGUUUUACAAAAUUAUCUGACAGAAAAUAUUUGUAUGAUCAACUCAACCUACAACGCGUUCAAGUGUAGGGUAGACCUAAUUCCCCUAUCUUUAUCGCCCCGUUAGUUUUUACUUUUAUUUACUGUAAUUACUGGCUUCGUUAAUUGUACAGCAACGAAAUUCUCUUGCUGCUAAACCUGUUUAUAAGUAAUUACAUAAGCUAAGUUGGCAAUGUUUGCGUAAGUUUGGUUAUUGCUCGCGGCGCCGCCUGCACUUCAAGACGCACAGUUUGGAACGCUGCUGCUGCGCGCGCGCCGGACUACAGACUCGCGCGCACUCCUCGUACUCCUCGUAACUUAAAAUAAAUUAUUCCUUCUCUUACCAAUAAAUUGUAAGAACAAUGAAAUUACUAACAUAAACUAUUAAAUAAGUGUACUUAUACAAAACUCAAGUAACCAUAAAAUUGCCCAAACGAUACACAAGUAGAUAUUUAUCUCUUCCAAAAUAAACAGCCAGUUAUUGUGUCCAAUUUAAUAGAUUAAACUAGAUAUUGAUAAUGUGAGUCUCACCGAUAACAAGUGAUCCGAUACUCUCACUAUCCUUCAUUCCUCGGUGCAGCGUUGCGAAAGACUUAUCUCCCUCUAUCGAAUAUCACCAAAUUUAAUCAGUGUCGUGGGAAUUUAGUGAGUGUUCGGUAAAAUGGUGAAAUGUUAUAGGAAGACAAUAUCGUUGUCUGAAGCGUGGGUUUCUUCGAGCGAGAGGUUGAGUGAUUUUUACGCGUCGUCAUGGCAACGGGGAGAUUCUCCGGUGCCGCUGUUGGUGGUGCGACUGGCGUUGGUGACGGCGGCCAUCGCCGUGCUGUGCUGGUCCCUGGUGGAAGGCUGGAACGUCCGCUGGCUGCUGUUCCUCACCAACUGGGGCCUCCUGCUCGUCACUAUGAUGCUUCUCAGCGGGGUGCUGGUUUCAUUUGUGGCAGUGUGCAAAACGUCUUCCGUUUCAGAAACAUCAGAGGUCCCGUGGUACGUCAGCAUGUAUUGGCUGUUGUUCAACAUUGCCGUCAGCGUGUCCUUGCUCAUCACAGCGCUCUAUUGGAUCCUUUUGUACGAUCCAGAUAUGGCAGAUAUUGAGCCGCGUAUGUUCUGGCUGGACGUCGCGACCCACGGAAUCAACUCUUGCCUCGCGAUAGCUGAAGUUGUAGCGUCACGCACCCCUGUACGAAUACUGCACUUUUAUCAGCCCCUUGGCGUAGGGAUUUGGUACGCUGUGUUCACCGCCAUUUACUACGCAGCAGGAGGCACUGAUGGAGCGGGUUCCCCAUUUAUCUACGCAGUGCUGGACUGGCGGUAUGGCUGGCGAACAACCGCCCUCGUCGCAUCCUCAUUGGCUGGCCUUAUCGUCGUCUACGCAGUGCUGUGGCUACUCGCUCUUUGCCGGGAUAAGAUCUCCUUGGACCUUAUUCGAACCGUCAGCCACGACUUGCCAAUAGUACCCGAUUCUCUUUCGAGAAUAGUAUGACGAAUGGAAUUGAAUCACAAAAUCAGCGCCCGCGCCGAUUAAAUAUAUUUUAUGACGUGACGAAUAUUUCAAUAAGAUGUGAUAUUGUUCCCACAUUAUCCACAUGAUAGUCCAAUUUUUGCAUUUCAUCAAAAACUUAAAGUAGUACGUGUAUUCGACUAGGUACUAAAUUCUCAAUUACAAAACAUCAUUUCACCCUCAACCAGACAGUAUUAAGAUUCUCUCUAGCAGCUUAGCUCUUAUUUUGUAAUAAACCAUAAAUUUAACUUUAGUUUCACCUUAUAAGUGCACAAUUUGGAAACCAAAAAUCUAUAUAUUCGUGCCAAUUUUGUUUCCAUUAGGUAUUUUAAUUUAUGUAAAUGCGUGAUAAUAAUGUUUAUAAUCAAUUUUCUUUUAUAUGUAGUAAUAAGAAACUUUUCCAUCAAUUUCUAAGUUUAAAAGAGAAAUUGCUUAAUAAUGUGAAAGGUUUAUUAUAAUUUCUUAGGUACUUAAACCUCUUGUAUAUACGUAUAUACAUUUAUGGUUUGUUAAUUAAAUAAGAUGUACAUAUUAACUUUAAUUAUGUAAUAUAACAAUGUUGCUUUUUAUUUAGUUCUCUUUGAACAAAUAUUGUAAGAUGGAGAAAUAAAAAACAAGAUAUAGUAAUUCAGAACAUUUAUUUUAUAUUAUAAUGCAUUCAAACACAAAGCAAUCAAUUACAGUAUGAUUAAUAACAAACUAAAUAAUAACUAUGAUAUGUGAUUAAAGUAUGACUUAUUGUGUCUGUCUGUAGCGAGUCGACACGUACGUUAACGUUCUAUUAUCAGAAAGUAUUAAACAAAACAAAUAGCAACAACUAAAAUAAAGUUCAUUUAUAAAAAUAAUUUUGAAAUACGUCUACCAUAAGGUAUAUUAUAAUUUUAACAAAACAAUAUCAUGAUUAUAUUUUGGACAACAGUCUCAAAAAAUAAGCCAACUUACAAUUAGUUUUUAUAUCCAAAAAUAUAUUUCUUAUGUACACAGAUACAGCUAAAUCGUAAACUAGAUCAGGUGUCGCGGUCUGAGCCUUGCCUUGAAAUGAAGGUGUGUCGCACGCUUCCUUCUAUCGCUUUGAGACCCUCUGUUAGCUGGUGGUACCAAUAGUGUGAAAAAUCUGUCAUUAAGACCUUUAUUUGUCAUUAAGUCAAGAAGACCGAAAGGGUCAGAUCGUGCAAUGGUAAAAAAUAUGGUUCUUGUAAUGUAAUUUAGACCACUUAUGGAUUCUGGUAUCUGAAAAGCAUAUUACGGCUCGUUUUUGUCCGUAAAAUUAUGAUAGAGAUAAAGGAUAAUUGAAGAAUCACAUCUUAGCAAACCCAUCUUAACAUACUUACAUAUACUAGUCAGGCUAACUUACAACAUGGGAAUUUCCAUUGUACAUUUGUUAUAUUAUAAGUAUGAUAUCACAAUCAUGAGAAAUUAUGCUACAAUGUCAAUUCAAUAGUCCUAAGUUUAAAAGGCAUUUCCAGAGAUCAUUUCCACGAUACCAUUCACGGGGCAUCAAUAGUUGUUUCAUCUCACGAAUCUGUGCGACAUUUGUUUUAAAAACUAUGAAUGUUUGUGUUAUUAUAAACUUGGAUGGGGGUACAAAAUUUUUUCGAGCUCAUUCGCGCUUCGGAAAGCACGUUAAGCUAUUGGUCCCGACUGUCAUCACUAGAAGGCAGUCAUAAAGCCCGAUCAGAUACAUUUUGGCCGCAUGAAAACUCAGUGCCGCUCAUUAAACACACGAUAAAAAAGCAAUAUGUAUAAUAGGCAUAGAAAAUUAAAUGGAUUUCGUGAAAUGGAACACCUAUUUCAUAGCUCACAGCUAGCCUUUAAGAAAUGGUAUCACUGCUUACUAACCAAGCAAAGACUAUCCUAGCGUUUCGUGGACGAAUAUCACAUUUGUUUAAAAACAAAAUGAAUUGACUCGUCUGUAAUAAAUGAAGCGACAGAUUAAAUUCCAUAUUAAUGUUAAAAAUUAGAUACCUUCUACGUUUUCCAGGUGUAGCGUGUGUAAAGUCUUAUUCAUCUAAAAAAAUAUGAAACUUAUGUUGUUAACUAUUGAGUUGGAUUCUUAGCAGAAAUGAAAUUUGUGAAUCUUCCAUAAAUAUUUUAGUGAAAUUUAAAAGAGAAUUUUAAAUAUGCAUCCACGAAACGCCACAUACUUACAAAUACACACUUUACAUCAAUUAAAUAUUACAACAUAUAUCUUAUUCCAUAUUUGUAACUUGUUACACAUUACAGUACCUUAACGCUAAAGCGUCUCGAUAGACCUAAUAACAGUAUCAUAUAUUAGGAUAUUAGCUAAAAUUAUUUUAAACCCCUGUUCUUAUUGUUUGCAACGGUAACGUUCAAUGAAACAAAAUAUAUUGAUUUAGUAUGUCGUGUACCUCUAUAAUGAGAUAUAAAAAGAAAAAUUUCAAUAAGUUUAAUAUAAAAGCCGAACACGCAAUAUAUAAUAAAUUCAGUUAUUUUCACGUAACCACGACUAUAACUCGUGACCACACGUCGUGAUAAAUAUUCACCUACUUUUUUUAAACAAUGUUGUAAAAUACGCAUAAAAUUCACUAGGACAAGGAGGAUUAGGCACAUUUGGGACAUAAGUAAUAAAUAUGUUUUUAAGAAUUUUAAGUUACAAAAAAACUACGUUAUCCGCUAAAGAUCACAAAUACUUAAUUAUUACACUUAAAAACGCAUAGUU
Amyelois transitella is the source of this 4520-nucleotide messenger RNA. RefSeq names its product protein rolling stone. Gene Ontology annotation, cellular component: membrane. Lineage: Eukaryota; Metazoa; Arthropoda; Insecta; Lepidoptera; Pyralidae. Bases 1007 to 1822 code for a protein of 271 amino acids. The transcript has 4 exons. The record is from RefSeq and is a predicted model, not a curated record.